AUGUCAAUUGCAGAUUUUGCAGAGAAAAUUUAUGUUCAACUAGAAAAAUUGAAUUUACAUUCAUCAAGCAUUCGUGUAGAUAUUUCUGAGAUUAUUGAUUUUGCAUUUAGAAUCCAAGUAUGUUAAAUUUUUGUAAAAAAAUUAGUCUGAGAAAGAUAAUAUUGAAAAAAAACUUUAAAUAGAAAUUGAUAGAUUGAUAAUUCAAUUAUAAUAGAAAUAAAAAUGCUUAUUACACUAAUCAAGUAUUUUUUUAAAUCAACAUAAGAAUAGGUGAUCUUUGAUUUUGAUAAGAUAGAACUUCUUCUUUAUGAAAAAAAUGAAUACAAAAAUUUGCAUGAUUGUAUUGAUUUUAUAAAAGCAUGCAAAAUGAAUUUUUAAAAACUUAAUUUAUCUAAUUUAGAUUCAGAAAAACAUUCAGAUGAUGGUAAGUUGUAUUUGAAUCUAUUUUAGCCUUUUUAUGUUCAAAUUCAUCAAAUAUGCAAAAAACUAUUUUAUAUGCCUAAGAGAAUAAAAAAUUACAAGAAAUCAUACAAAAUAUAAAUAAGAGUUAAAUAUCAUUAAGUUAAAAAGAACAAUUAGUCUACAACUUAAUCAAAUCAUAAACCAAAACAUUGUCUCCUAAAUAGCAUGUUAUUUUAGAUGUAAUUUCCAUUUAAAAUAUUGUAGGAUGUACUUAAUAUUAGUGAUUAACUUAAUAAUAAAAAAGUGAAUUAAAGUAUUUUAUCAAGCAUUUAAUUUCCUGAUUAAAUUAAUACAAAUAAUACUAAACUUAAUAUACUUGGAUAAAAUAUUUUGCUGCUUACAAAUGAAGGAUUUUAGGAUUGUGCUUCUCCCAAAUUUUAAUUCUCAUCAUUAAGUCCUAUAAAACCAAUCUAAGAGAAUAAAGAUAGAUCUCAAAAAUCACUUAGGUCAUCUUUUAUUAUAAAUUCAUUUUAAAAUACAGAAAUUAAGCCUUAAUAAAAAGUUAUCAUUCCAAGAAUUAAAAUUGAAAAAUUAGAUGAGCUAAAAGAAAAAGAUGAUACAGAUUACAAAGAAAUGAAUAGAAAAUAUGUAAGUUUUGAUUCUUAGGAUAAUAAUAAUAAAUCAAACCAUAUGGAUACUAACAAAAAGAAAAAUUGCAAAUAAUUAAGCUUAUUUGAAAAGCAAUCAUUCUAUGAUAAAAGUACUUUCUUAAAUAUUGUUUCAAAUAUUACCAGAAGUAAAGAAACUAAAGAUACAGAUAAUAGAAGAAGCGAUUCUUAAAAAUCAAGAGAAAGGAAUCAAACAUUUCAUUGUGGAUAACCAUAAUAAAGUAAAUUUCUAAAGGAAUUAAUGCAAAAGGUUUAUUCUAGAAACAAUCCAAUCAAUAGACCUUAUAAAAUAAGUGAUUUCGAAAAAAAAUAAUUAAGUCUUUUAAGUAAUUCAUUAACAUUUAUUUAGUUGGAAACAAUAAAAAAUAAAAAUCAUUGCAUAAUUGA
Molecule: messenger RNA, 1457 nt
Organism: Paramecium sonneborni
Lineage: Eukaryota; Ciliophora; Oligohymenophorea; Peniculida; Parameciidae
Source: the annotation of a GenBank genome assembly